CCGGUCAGCGCAGCCUCCGGGGGAGGGGAGGGUGUUACGGAGCGAGCGCGGCCGGGGGUUUCACAGCGGCCGCUGCUACGCCAGAGCCGGCGGGGGCCUCAGAUCCUUGCCAGCGCCGCCGCACGGGACAUCGCUCUGGCUGGAAGCGGCGGUGGGAGCUACCGAGGGCGCCGGGUCUUCCCUCCUCUCCCGCGGUCCUCGGUUCACCCGCACGCCCCACCUCCUCAGCUCCCCUCCCUCUGCUCUCCGCGCCUCCCCCAGCCCCCCCGUCUCCGUAGGUCGAGUGGUGCGGCCCGCCUCCAGCUGACCGGCCUGGAAUCCCGGCUCGGAGCCCCGGACUCGCGCCCGCCCGCGCGCCCGCUCCCUCCCCCUCCCCCCGCCCCGAGCCCCCCGACGCCGCCGCCGCCGCCGCCUCCUUCUAGCGGGGCCCAGGCCCAGCCGCUGCCACCGUCGCCGAGCUCCGACGCCGCCGCCGCCGCCGCCGAGCACCAUGGGAGACGCCGGGAGCGAGCGCAGCAAAGCGCCCAGCCUGCCGCCUCGCUGUCCCUGCGGCUUCUGGGGGUCCAGCAAGACUAUGAACCUCUGUUCCAAAUGCUUUGCUGAUUUUCAAAAGAAACAACCAGACGAUGAUUCCACUCCAAGUACAAGUAACAGCCAAUCAGAUUUGUUUUCUGAAGAGACCACCAGUGACAACAACAAUACCUCGAUAACCACACCAACUCUUAGUUCCAGCCAGCAACCGCUUCCGACAGAACUGAAUGUAACUUCACCAAGUAAAGAGGAGUGUGGGCCAUGCACAGAUACAGCUCAUGUCUCGUUAAUCACACCAACCAAAAGAUCCUGUGGUACAGAUUCACAGUCUGAGAAUGAGGCCUCGCCAGUGAAACGGCCACGACUACUGGAGAGUACUGAACGCCCCGAGGAAACCAGCCGAUCCAAACAGAAAAGCCGCCGUCGGUGCUUCCAGUGCCAAACCAAACUGGAGCUGGUGCAGCAGGAGUUGGGAUCCUGCCGCUGUGGUUACGUGUUCUGUAUGUUACAUCGCCUCCCCGAGCAGCACGACUGUACGUUUGACCACAUGGGCCGCGGCCGAGAGGAAGCCAUCAUGAAAAUGGUGAAACUGGACCGGAAAGUGGGGCGCUCUUGCCAGCGCAUCGGGGAGGGGUGCUCCUGAAGGCCGGCUCAGCCGCCACGUGACGCUGUUCUUAGUUCACUAAUGUUAGCCUUAUUUAGGACAAAGUCAGCCAGACACCUUGUACUGGGCACGCGUCAGACUACAGCCAGUCCGUUUCCUUUCCGUAGCCAGCCAUCCUGGUACUGUAGUUUAGGGGUUGAUGGUGGUUGAAAUUGAUUUCUGGCUGGUUACUAAGGUGCCUGCUAGCCAUUGUAUAAAAUUAAAACAUGAAGAAUAUUUUUUUUUGAGCAUGGCUAGUGGAUUUAAAACAACACAUACCUGUCACUGCUGGAGUCAAACUUAUAAAAAGCCUUAAGCGGAAAGUGUUCCCGAUGGAGACUCUGAGUCAAUAGAGGAGGAGAAGCUGGUGUUCAAGUCCCCACGACGCACGUGGCUUCGCCGGAAACUCUGGUUAGUGUUCGGCCUUCACCUCUUCACUGUCCUUAGUCCCAGUAGCCAGGAUACCUGGUGGCCACAGGAGGCUGCUGAGAUUGGCCCCGAGACUGGGCUGGGCUGGGCGGUGGCCUCACUCUCCCACUGAGCAGGAAAUGGGGGUGGGGGCAGGUUCUUAAGAAAAUUUUUUACCUGACUUGCUACACAAAGCUCUCUCAUCACACAAGAAGAGAAACAGUAACCUCACUUUGAAAAUUAGCUCCACUCAAGACUAGCCCACGAAUGACACCCACCUUUUCUGCACAGGACCCCUGGUCCUAAGGAGCAACCGGGGCUGCCCCCUGAACCCGGUUUGCCAUUUGCCGAGUGCAGGGAUCUGGCAGUUGAUCAAAUAAGGCUAAUCGCAGCACAGCGACUGUGGCCUACAGACCGGCCUCUGCAGCUGGAUUUCUGUAAUGGGAGUUUUGUUAAAAGAUGCUUCAUAGCCGACAGGAAUCAACAGAGGUGCUGGGGAACCUUCCAGCAGCAGCCUGCUCACCCGCUGCAGGGCUGGGAGGGUGACGCCUUGGCCUCACCACCUAUGUCUGCGCGGCCCGUAGUCCCGGCACAACUCUCUGUGUCUGCCCUCGUGCCGGUUUGGUGAGGGAGGCAGCGUACGUCACAGGGACGGAGGUUGAUCUGUCUGGACAGCGGUUUGUGGCCGUGGCCCAGCUCGAGAAGGACUUUUGCUCAGGUGGCUGGGGUCGGGGCAGGGGAUGUCACUCGGCGUCGCCUCUUCUGGGGCCGAGAGGAGUUGAGCAGCACAGUAGCUCUGGCAGGUGGGGUGGGCGGAGGCGGGCCUGUUUGCCCGGGUUAGGAAAUCGUCGCCUGGUCUGAGCCCCAUCUGACCCGGGCCAGCGAGGGUCAGCGGCUCCUGCAGAGGCUACACACAGGCUACUGGAAUAGUUUAACCCAGCAACCUUCCCCUUUAUACCACAACAAAUGUUCCUUCAACUCUGCCUGCAAAAUAAGUUGAUACCUACAACUACACAUUUUUGGUCUGAAGAUACUAAACUAGGAACCUAUGCUUUUCCCAACCUCCUCUCCCUCCCACCCCCACCAGAGUGGAAUCCGCUGCAGAAUCUCCAGCCUUAAUUCUUGCUUCAGGACCCAGACCAGUGUCUUGCUCUAGGGCAGCCAAGGGCAGAGGGGCCAGGUCUGCCCUGUUUACCACUGUUGUCAAGCCACGGCCCUCUGGCCAGUACCUGGCCAUCCUCAGUGAGGUGGCCCGCCUCACCCCCCGCCCCAAGCUCCCAUCACGAAGAGGCCACCAGGCGCCCUUCCGGCUGCCCCUCCUCAGGCCCUGCCGCUGCUGCGCCCAGGCAGCCUCGGGAAGCAGGCUCUCUGGGGAGCCCGGCCGCACCCAGGGCUGGCGGCCCGUCCACUUCCUGACGGUAGAGCUGGGGGGGUGGGGGGAGGGUUUGUUCCCCUGCAGUAUCUGUUCUGUGAAGUUUGUUAAAUGUAAGGAAAGCUUAAAUUCUUGUAUCUUUAAAAGAGAAAAUCUUAUUUAACCCUUUUGUGUUCUAGAUUUACUUACACACAUAGCCUAGAGCUCAGUUUUAGUUUUAACAUUGUGAAAAUAUUAAAAGAAUCUUGUAACUUUAUUCUUUUUUCUCCUGCUGAAAAAAAUUAAACCAAUCCUAUGAAA
Molecule: messenger RNA, 3254 nt
Organism: Sus scrofa (pig)
Lineage: Eukaryota; Metazoa; Chordata; Mammalia; Artiodactyla; Suidae
Source: RefSeq, a predicted model, not a curated record